AUGUUCUCCCUGCCCGCCCUCCCCUCCUGGCUCCCCGGUCUCCCCUCCCUCGAGUGGGGCUCCAGCCUCCUCGACAGCUUCCUGCAAGGCCUCAUCGGGGCCUGUGGGGUCUCCGUCCUGAGCAGCCUCCUGAAGGUCUACUUCUUCGUGGGCUGUGUCAAUGAUGCCGCGUGGCGACCCCAGAAGGAGCGGCUGCAGGCCCAGUGGGCCUUGCUGGAAACGGUGCACGUGGCAGGGCUGGCCCUGUUUCUGGCUGUCGUGGGGGUCCGGGUGGCUGCCCUGGUGGUACUCGAGUUCUCCCUCCGUGCUGUAUCCACGCUGCUAGCCCUGGGCAAGGGCCCACAAGACGCCAAGGACAGGCUGCUGCUGUUCCUGCUGUGCCAGUACUCGCUGGGCUGCGGGCUCACCUGCGGCCUGAGCUUCCUGCACGAGGGCUCCCCCCACCGCACGCUCAACCUGCUGCUGGGCCUCGGGCUGGCUGCGCUGCUCGCCUCGGGUGCUCGGUGCCUCCGCCGCCACGUCUGCCGCCUCUACGAGCUGCACAGUGGCCAGCGCUCCUGCGGCAUCUGCCUGGGCCUGCUGGCAGGCGCCCACGGCCUCCCCUGGCUGCUGGGCCGCGCCCUGACCAUGGCCUUCGCGGUGGGCAACAUGGCGGCGGUGGCUCUCAUCAACCAGGACUUCUUGACCACCUCGGAGGCCAUGCGUUUCUGGAUGCCACUCACCAUCUGCUACACACUUCUGGUCAUUUACAUGCAAGAGGAACAGCGGCACAACCCGGGUCUGCAGGGCCAAGUGCAGACAGUGCUGGUGCGCAUGGGCAGCCUCUUCGUGCUGCUGCUGACCGUGGGCCGCUGGCUGGACCUCCUGGGCGUGCUCAUCUCGCUGCUGGCGGAACUCUGGUGCCUGGUGGGCGUCCGCACGCUGCUCGACCUCUGCCAAGUCCAGGAUUUCCCAUCCCAGAGGCCACCAAAGUCAACUCCAAGCCAGGCUCCGCCCUCUGCACCUGCCCAGCCCCGAGAGACUGCAUCCCCCUGA
Molecule: messenger RNA, 1035 nt
Organism: Ochotona curzoniae (black-lipped pika)
Lineage: Eukaryota; Metazoa; Chordata; Mammalia; Lagomorpha; Ochotonidae
Gene: TMEM82
Product: transmembrane protein 82
Exons: 6
Coding region: 1-1035 (344 amino acids)
Source: RefSeq, a predicted model, not a curated record